CAUUUUCUCUCUCUUUCCUUUUUCCCAUUGGAGCCGUCGAAUCUCUAUAAAAUCAACACGUAACUGGCAAUCUCAACCGUUGAUUUACCAUCCAACUUGCACUCGCAACCGUUGAUUUACCAUCCAAAGGUUAACUCGAGUCGGCGAUUGGUUCCCUCCCCUCUUGCCACUUUGUGGUUUUUUUUAUCAUAAACCCUAGCCGUCGUGGCCGAUAUCAGUCCCCCCUCCCACUCUCUCUCUCUCCUCCUCAAAAACCCAAUCACUUUCUCUCUACUUUCUCUCUCUAAGUUUUAGAUCUGGUUUGUGAGUAUCUCCUGUAAAUUAGUCUCUCUCUCUCUCUCUCUCUCUCUCUCUCUCUCUAUAUGUAUUUCUGUGUUGUACUCUGUUAAUUUUCUGUACUUGUUAAUCUCUCUGGUUUUUCUCAACCGCCAAACACUUUUUUUCUUUUUCUUUUAAUUUUUUGUUAUCAGUAAUUUUCUCAAGAAAAAUCUGUAAAUUUUUUUAAUGAGUUGAAUCCCGAGUCAGGCUGACUGUAUAGAGUUCCGAGUUUUCCCCAACUCCGAGAGAAUGGCGCCCCACCAUGAGACCCCAGUCGCCGUCCCUUUCUUUGGUUGAGAGGUCCCGCCCCGAGUUUGGGACUGAGUCAACUCGGAGAUCGACUCGGCGACUCGGCGAGUCGAGUAGGAGGAGGAAGAGGAGUGCUGCGCCCAGAGUGGUGCUGCUCCGGAAUCUGAGCACGGAAAUGCCAUCGGUGGAGAUGAGGCGGACCACGAGGGUUUUCGGGAUGGCGAUGGCCAAGGGCGGUGUGGACGGGGCUCGUGUUUUGCGGUCCGGCCGCCGCCUCUGGCCCGAAUCGUCAGAGUCCAAGCUGGUGAGGGCCCACCGUGGCGAUGAGGACUGGCUUAAAGUCAUGAAAAGCCAUGCCAGUGAUUCUGUUGUUUCUUUAAAGAACAAGAGAUGGCCCGGGAACAACCACAUUCGGAGUCCCAAACAACACGCCGUCGUUUUGGAAGUUCCAGUGGUGAAGAAGCUUGAAAGUAAUGAGCUUUUGGCUGAUGAAGUUAAAGAGAACAGGAUGUAUGGGAUUGUGUAUCUCCGAAAGAGGAAGCGCGGCACCGCGAAUGUGGAGAACGAUGGUGGUUCCGAUGAUAGAAUGUAUGGGCGGAGAUUUGUUCGGAGGCAGAGGAGGAAGGUGAACGGGGAGUUGGAUUCCCAUGUGGGUUUUGUGUCCCGGGAAGUGUUUUGUGUUUCGAUUGAGUCUUCGUGCAGUAGGAGAUACUGGGCUACUCGUUUUUUGUAUUCGGUUUUGGUGUACAUGACGAGGGCCAGUCUGGGAUUGACUGAGCUUUCUGAUUUCCUUGCAUCAGAGCCAAUUGGUAGCUUUUUUUCAUCCUGUGGCAUUCAGUUCUCGCGGGUUCGAUCUUGUACUAGGAGCUCUGGAAUUUGCAAGUUAUUUGGGUCGAAACAGUUUAUCCCAUUGUUUUCUGUGGACUUUUCUGCAGUUCCUUUUUGUUUUAUGGACAUGCAUACCAUUAUCCAUCUCAGAUAUAAAUGUCAGCCAACUAUAAAUAAUCAGAUUGAUGGGAAUGAAAGUGAUGAUGACUAUGACGAAGAAGUUGAGUGCACGCCGGUUUGGCAUUCUGGUGCAAGAGUUCCCAAAUUAGCUUAUAGAAACACACAGUAUAGGAAUGGUUUAAAUUCGCGUGGUGUUCAGAAGAGGAGUUCGUUGAGGAGAAGGCGAACUAGAAAUCCGUCGCUGGUUUCUUCACGAAAGCCCAAUGGAGCCUUAGUUUCUGAGCUAACCAGUAUUAGGAAGAACGGCCUCCCUUUUUCCUCUGUAGCAUCUAUUAAUAAGCGUAGGAAGACAUUUCCAACUUCUCCUGUAGGAAACCUGAAAGAAGACAGUUCAACCAUGGAGGGAUCGACACGGGAUUUAGAUUCUGCACGCUGCUUGGUGAAUGUACUGAUCACUGAAGGGGACAAAUGUUAUAAAGAAGAUGGAGCAACUGUCAUGUUAGAAAUCUCUUCAUCUGGAGAAUGGCUUCUUGUGGUCAAGAAAGAAGGAUUAACCCGAUACACCUACAAGGCAGAGAAAGUUAUGAGGCCCUGCUCUAAAAACCGUCUUACGAAUGUUAUAAUGUGGUCUGCGGAUAAUGGGGAUAAUUGGAAGCUAGAAUUUCCCAAUCAAUGUGAUUGGUAUAUAUUCAAGGACCUUUACAAGGAGUGUUCUGAUCGGUCUGUGCCAUCUCCAGCUCUCAAGUUCAUCCCUGUGCCCGGUGUGUAUGAAGUCCCAGGAUAUGCGGAUAGUCACCGUACUUCUUUCCACAGACCAGAGUCAUACAUAUCUCUGAAUGAUGAUGAGCUGUCUAGAGCCAUGGCAAAGAGAAAUGCAAAUUAUGAUAUGGACUCUGAUGAUGAGGGGUGGCUGAAGAAGUUCAACAGUGACUUUGCUGAGGAUAAACUUGAUGACCUAGUUUCCGAGGAUAAGUAUGAAUUAAUUGUUGAUGCGAUUGAGAAGGCAUUUUAUUAUAGACCAUAUAAUUUCUCUGAUGAGAAUCCAGCUGCUAAUCUUUGUCUGGAUAUGAAGAGGGAAGUAAUAGAGGCUAUAUAUAGUAAUUGGAUGGAUAAACGGAAGCAGAAGCGAUUAUCAUCGCUACUUAGGGUGUUCCAGGCGAAUCAAUCGAAGAGAUCUCUACUAGAUCCAAAGCCUAUUCUGCGCAAGAGAAGAUCAUUCAAGAGACAACCAAGUCAAUCUGGUAGAGGAAAUCAACCAAGUUUCUUGCAAGCUAUGGCUGCGGAACAAGAUGUGAUGCAAGAGCAGAAUGAUGUGGUUAAAGUUGAAGAAGCGAAAGAUGCGGCCGAGAGAUCUGUGGAAUUUGCCAUCCGCAAACGGCAACGGGCUCAGUUACUCAUUCAGAAUGCAGAUCUAGUCACUUAUAAAGCGACGAUGGCAUUUAGAAUCGCUGAAGCUGCCCUAGUUCUCGGAUCACCGGAUGCCGCUGCUGAUUAUGUACUGGAUUGACCAAUUUAGGUGGGUUCUGAAUCCUGAUGACGGUUGGAAAUAACCGUUUUCUAAUCCAUGGAUGCUGGUUGAAGCCCUUGGAAGACGGGUGAUGGAUUAAAAGUGCUGCAAGUUUGUAUAGGUUAUGAUUCGAUGUACAUUUGUAUUAUUAGAACCUCACAUGAUCAUCAAAUUAUCAAAAUAGUGUAGGAGUCGAAAUAGUCGAUUUUCUUUUGGGGGAAAAAAGAAGAAAAUAUAGAAAAAUUUAACCGA
Molecule: messenger RNA, 3274 nt
Organism: Pyrus x bretschneideri (Chinese white pear)
Lineage: Eukaryota; Viridiplantae; Streptophyta; Magnoliopsida; Rosales; Rosaceae
Exons: 4
Coding region: 581-3022 (813 amino acids)
Biological process (GO): regulation of transcription by RNA polymerase II
Cellular component (GO): piccolo histone acetyltransferase complex
Source: RefSeq, a predicted model, not a curated record